Messenger RNA from Eublepharis macularius, 3527 nucleotides. RefSeq names its product beta 3-glucosyltransferase (gene B3GLCT). Bases 100 to 1626 code for a protein of 508 amino acids. NCBI's taxonomy places the organism in Eukaryota, Metazoa, Chordata, Lepidosauria, Squamata, Eublepharidae. The record is from RefSeq and is a predicted model, not a curated record. Gene Ontology annotation, cellular component: membrane. Gene Ontology annotation, molecular function: acetylglucosaminyltransferase activity. The transcript has 15 exons.
UGAGGCCGCUCGGGAGUCGGCGGUGCUCCUGCAGCAGAGGCGGGAGAGCGGCCAGGACAAGCCGACUCUUCUCCUCCUCGCAGCGGCGGUGCUGCCAAAAUGCCGCGGGAAGAGGAGCGCAGCUGCCCCUUAACGUCUCUCGCCGUAGCCGCUUGCCUCCUCUUGUCGCUCUUCACCCGGGCUUUGGCUUUACAUAUUGCUGCUGAAGAGGUAAAGGAUCAGAGCAAGGUUCUGGUAUCACAGACAUCUGAAAAAAAUGGAAACUCACGUGAAGUAAGCAAGGAACUAAAAGAAAUCGUGUUCGUCAUCCAGAGCCAAAGAAAUUCUUUUCAUUCAAAGAGAGCGAAUGACCUAAAGCAAAAUAUUUUAAAACAGGCUGCAGUUCUUGGGAAGGAAAUACCCACAGUUCUGCUUAUUCACCUGAUGGACAGACAUGAAGGUGCAUGGACCAUUCUGCCACUGAUGCAUGACUUUUCUGCUUCGUACAGCAGAAACUCCUCAUGGAUUUUUUUCUGUGAAGAAGAUACAAGAAUACAUAUUGUAAAGCUGCUGGAAAUACUUAGAAGAUAUGACAAAUCUAAGGAAUUUUUUUUAGGCAAAGCAUUACAUGAUGAUGAAUCUACAAUUAUUCACCAUUAUGCCUUUGCUGAAAACCCUACCAUUUUUAAAUUUCCAGAUUUUGCUGCUGGCUGGGCACUCAGUAUGCCGCUAGUAAAUAAGCUUGCAAAGAGGCUGAAAAAUGAACCUUUAAAGUCAGAUUUUACAAUAGAUUUGAAAUAUGAGAUUGCACUAUAUAUCUGGGGAAAAGGCAAUGGACCACAUCUGACUCCAGUGCCUGAGUUCUGUACAGAAGACUUUGACCCUUCCAAGACUGCUCAUUGUGCCACUACAUUCGCUAAUUUCCUCCCACUUUGUGGUGAUCCUGUGAAGAAAACAGAUAUCUUUGUUGCUGUAAAGACAUGCAGAAAAUUCCAUGGAGACAGAAUCCCCAUUGUAAAACAGACCUGGGAAGGCGAGGCUGCUCUUAUGGAAUAUUACAGUGAUUACACAGACAGUUCUAUUCCUACGGUUGACUUAGGAGUGCCAAACACUGAAAGAGGUCAUUGUGGAAAAACAUUUGCCAUUUUGGAAAGAUUUUUAAACCAUCACCCUUCUACAACUCCUUGGUUAGUCAUUGUGGAUGAUGACACUUUAAUAAGUAUAUCUAGGCUCCGGAAACUUCUCAGCUGCUAUAACCCAAGUGAACCAGUAAUUCUUGGAGAACGUUAUGGCUAUGGAUUGGGUUCAGGAGGCUAUAGUUAUAUCACUGGAGGAGGAGGGAUGAUCUUCAGCAGAGAAGCAAUCCAAAGAUUAUUUGCUAGUAAAUGCCGAUGUUACAGCAAUGAUGCCCCUGAUGACAUGGUAAUUGGAAUGUGUUUCAGUGGCUUAGGGAUUCCCAUAACACACAGCCCUCUCUUCCAUCAGGCUCGACCAGUGGAUUAUCCAAAGGACUAUCUUUCCCAUCAAGUUCCAAUUUCAUUUCACAAACACUGGAACAUUGAUCCAGUAGAAGUAUACUUCAGGUGGCUAGCACCAAAUCUGGAAGAUUUGCAAGAAGGGAAUAUACGUGUCAAGGAGGAUUUAUAAUCUGUAGAAAAACAUUAAUAUUUAAAUAUUGUUGUAGGCUUAUAUUGGAGUUACUGAAUUUGUUGUUGUAUUUAUACUUGUCACCCAUUCUGUAUACAGUACUAAAGGCAUGGUCCACUACCACUGCAAGUACAAGGCCUGUUGUGUGUGUAAGACUAACAGAACAUAAUAGAGCCCUGUUUUCUCCUUCCAAAACUCAAAUAACUUUUACCACAUACGGAUAGGGAUAUUGGAGGUGUGUACAAACCUCAGAUUCCCCAUAAUGCCCCAUGAUGCUGGCAGUAUACCUGAGUCAAUAGGGGAGGGGAGGAAACAGAACUCUGUUGCAUCUUCUGGAAGUCCUCCAUGGAUAGGGACUGCAGAGGAACUGGUUCAUGCCUUAAAUAUCCCUGUCCUAGAUUUUAUUUAUACACACAAACUCCCAUGUAAAUACAUUUAAUGAGUGAACUUCAAGGCUUGUAAUAUUACGUAUCUUUUGGGUUUCAGAUUUUGUAACUAUUGCCUGUUAAAUAUCAGGAUUUCUUAAAAAAAUUCUCAAACAUAAGCAACCUGCCAUUCCACCCCCCCCCCCAGUUGACAGUGGUAUAUUAGAGUCAUAAUGAUAAAGCGUGUUAAAACUCCUUUUGAGUUACAGAGGAUUUUGUGAUUCUUUAUCCCUUGAUAUCUGCUGAUGUUUGUAAAGAGAAAGAGGCCUGGUCAUACUCUGUGUGAAUCAACUAAAGAACCCGUUUAUUGUCCUAUCUGUGUAUCAGCUUGCAUCUUUAAACAAAUACCAUUUAUAAAUAAUUGAAAAAGUGAAGACAGUGUUCCUGUACUGACCACAAGAUGUCACUACUGAUACUCCUGUUUUAGAUACUUACCUAACUUAUGCCCACAUUGUGUGGGUCGUUAAUGCAAGACUAAAAUUUAGCUGAGUACUCCUUUGCCAGAUUUGUGUUAUUUCAAACAUAGUACACAUCUAAAAUCUACACAUUCAAAAUGGAGUCCAGUUUUAUAAAGUACGGGUGAACUAGAAUGAAGGGGGGGUUAAGAAAAUACAUGCACAUCUGUCAGGGAGCUGUAAAAUGGGACAAAAAUAUUUGUCCAUUCAGAGUGAGGGCAGGAAGCAAUGUCCUCACUCUGAUUUGACUUUGUGAUGUCAUAAUUUAGCCAAAUCUGAGUGGCUGCGUGAUAUGGUGACACCCUGAUUUCACUGUGCUGCCUUUAAAAUCUCCGGCUGUCUGGGAGUAUCUUGGGAAAGAAGCCCCAUGUUUUAAAAAAUUGUGCUGAACAUAGAUUGGAGAAAGAAGCUGUAGAUAUCUAGCAUACAACACAAAAAAGGGUAAAUAAAAGCAGUGUGGGGUUUACAUGUACAGUUCUUCCUUUUAUCUUGAAGAUUUUUGUCGGUGAAAAUUCAUUGCAGACAUAGGAAAGAGGUUGUAUAAAAAAUUUUGUUACAUUUUUAACAUCUACAAUGAAUUUCUUCUGUUGAAGGCAUUUCCAUCUAACAUCACUUGUUAUUUUUUUAACCAAAACAGUCAUCUUGCAUAAUUUUUCUCAUAUAUGUUAAAGCAUUUUUCCCUUUAUCACAGAACUCACUUGAUGUGUUCCAAAGUAAUACAGUUCUUACCUUUGGGAACAGAAUUUGUCAGUCAGGAAUUACUGAAAGAGUGUGAUCAUGCUUGUGAAUGUAAUUUGGGUAUUUAAAGGGUAUGAAUAUUGAGCACAUUUUGGACAGAUAAAGUUUGAAUUGGAGGAACUGGCAACAUGUAUUUUCCCUUUGUCCUCUUUCGGUGCCUUAUACUAUAGAUAUUUUUACUGAUAAUUCUAUUUUUUUUUACUGUAUGCAACGUAUUGUUAUUUAUGUUUAUUGUUUAAAACUGUGUAAACCUAAAAUGGAAUAAAAUAAUUAUUUAAAGUUC